UCCAACAUCAACAAUGCUCUCUCCAUUCCAUAAUGGCCGUGGAAAGCAUCUCGGAGUCGCUGCAAGCUACCGGCAGAGACGAAUUUCUUCUAUCCUUUUUGACCUCUGGUUGUUGGCAAACAACUUCGUCUGGCCUUUUCACGUCUGCCCCCGACUGAGCUUGACACAACAUGAACGGCUUUCAUGACCUCCUCUGCAAGCAAAAGAUCUACAGUGAUUCUACACCAUCGAUGGCGCCCUUCCUUUCCACAUAGUCCACGAAAUCUGCGAGAGUCACACAAGUUCAAGGCAUGAACAUUGGAUCUGACAGCUCGGUUUUGGAUAUCUUGGAAUGCGACGGAAUCAAGCAAAUUUCUGCCAGAUGGUCUAAGCUUCUGGACGAUGUAGAGAUAAAGUGAUUGUGGAAUAUGGAUUUCAUGCGGAGAGGACCAGACAAGUGUCGUGGGAUGUGUCUGAAACAAUCACUCUAUCAUCGUGGGCAAGCCAUUCCCAAGGUAUUUCGGCAACAGGUGUGGAGCGUGUUGUCGAUGCCCCAGGUCCCAGGAUGCACAGCGACCUGUCAAGUACCCCUCGGAAUUUUCAAUUGAAGAAUAGAUUGGUGUCUUGGAUUUGGACCCAGGGCAUUCUUUGGCUAUGGCUAUGUCUUUGGUUAUGGCAAUCACCAAAUUCCCAGACAUGGACGUAUCAUUUACUGGUGAUGUUCAUCGCGGUUUGCAAAUCGUAGACCUUGCCUAAAUGUUCGAUGCGACGACAUCCCUAUCUAACAGGCUAUGCUUUGGGAACAGAAUAAUGAUUCAGUAUUCAUUACCAUCCAAGCUCUUCUUCUUUCUCCUUUCUUCCGUCCUUCGCUCUUGCCUGUGCAAGCCUUCCUUCCCAGUAAAGACAUCUAUCAUCUUCAUCCACUUCUUCAUUUGUCAACAUUGGGGCAAGCAGCAAAUGUCUGAUUAUUACUGAACGAGCUCUUCACUGGCCCAGAUGAUACAUCAAUAAGUCGUGUGUUGAGGUUUCAUUUCACUGCAUAGUGAUGAAUCCGCCAACAGACUUCCAACUCUUUCCAAGGCUGCCACCCGAACUGCGACUUCGAAUAUGGAGAUUUGCUAUCGGUACCGAUCCAGAUACACGCGGACGGACUAUUAGAAUUAUCUUUUACCAACACGUGGAUCAUGACCCCGCAAGGCUCGUCCUAAGAUCGCCGAAUGGCAUUGCUGGUCAACCUCAAUGGGGCUUAGAAGCUCAAUAUCGAUUUCUGUAUUCUCUCUCUGGCGCUCCGUCUGAUGCGCCUUUUCACGGUCAGUUUGUUAAUCGAGAGGUACGACGAGAAUUCUUCCCGAAUUUUCUACAUCUGCAUUUUCCAGACCGAAGGCCAACUGCCCCCAUACGCUUCAACGCUGUAGUUGAUACCAUUUUUAUGGACCUGCACUCGUUACGCGCACUUUACGACUUCGCAAGACCCGAGAUACCAGACCUUCGUCACAUUCCAACGAGAGCAUCUGAUUUCUCAAAUGCAGACAGACGUCCAAGACUUAUUGGGUUCAAUCGGAUACAAAUACUUGCUACUCCAAUGGAAGGGCCAGAAGUAUUUGGUCUGGUGUUCCUUCGUCGAAGAAUAUUUACGGGGCUCACACAACCUGUCGGCACCAUCACUACCUUCCCUGAUACCGAUGUAGCAAGAUGGAUACCUCACGUUCGUGCUACAAAGGUAGAAGAUCCGCUCCUCAUCAACGAUCCGGCUGAAUUGGUAGCCGUGUGUCGUGUUGCGCACGCUGAACGUCAAUUUCUGCGCAAGGUGAGAAAAGCACAGGAGGCUGAGAGAGAUUUUAUACCGUUAAUCGGCCCCAUGAUCCGGGACACGACUGCAGAGUUGAUCAGAAGGCACACUUUUGACGGAUGGGUUUUCUUUCAAGUUACACCUCCUCCUCCACCACCACCACCACCACCACCCGCAGCAGGCACAGAUGACUCUGCUGCAAGAAGACCAUGAUUGACAUUCUAGUCCAUCUGCAUUGUGCCCCCCAGCUCGGAUGAAAUAAGCGAAGCUGGUCUGUCUAUGGGGUCGGGAUCCAGAUCAAGCCUUUCUGUUGCGGAUCAGGAGUUUGUUGCACUGUUAGUGGACCAGAUUCAGAGAUAGUCUAACUUGGCAAUGAAAUACGAGCA
Cadophora gregata is the source of this 2154-nucleotide messenger RNA. RefSeq lists its product as uncharacterized. The record is from RefSeq and is a predicted model, not a curated record. Bases 1025 to 1981 code for a protein of 318 amino acids. The transcript is spliced from 2 exons. Lineage: Eukaryota; Fungi; Ascomycota; Leotiomycetes; Helotiales; Ploettnerulaceae.